Pleurotus ostreatus (oyster mushroom) is the source of this 804-nucleotide messenger RNA. RefSeq lists its product as uncharacterized. Gene Ontology annotation, biological process: fatty acid beta-oxidation. Gene Ontology annotation, cellular component: peroxisomal matrix. NCBI's taxonomy places the organism in Eukaryota, Fungi, Basidiomycota, Agaricomycetes, Agaricales, Pleurotaceae. Bases 1 to 804 code for a protein of 267 amino acids. The record is from RefSeq and is a predicted model, not a curated record. The transcript has 11 exons.
AUGAGCGAAGUCACUCUCAGCGUUGCCCAGGGCAUCGCGACUAUCACAAUGAACCGUCCCAGAAGCUUGAAUGCGAUUACUGCAGACGAUUACGACAAGCUUGCCAAUACUCUUAGAGAGGUCGACAAGCGUGAGGAUGUGAUUGCAACAAUCUGGCAAGCUACUGGGAAAUGGUUCUGCGCUGGCACGGAUGUCAAGAGCACGGGCUCCAAGCUUGUUGAAACAACUGUCCGGCACGCGUUGGUCAACCAGGUCUCUAAAUCACACCUCGACUGUGGACAUGCCUUCGCAUCACAUAGCAAGAUCCUCAUUGCGGUACUAAAUGGACCUGCGAUGGGUAUUGCGGCGGCCUUCCUGGGAUAUUUUGAUUUCAUCUACGCGUUACCCAACGCCUGGUUAUCCACGCCAUUCUCGUUCCUUGGUAUAAUACCUGAGGCCGGAUCCAGCGUCACCUUCGUGAAUAAGAUGGGGUGGGCAAAAGCCAACGAAGCGCUUAUAUGGGGCCGUAAGAUGACAGCUGACGAGCUCCUUGAAUCUCGGUUCAUCAACAAAAUAUUCCCUCAACAAUCCACCGAAGAGUUCCACGCUGCGGUCAGACAGUACACGCUCGAGAACUUGCAAGGUCUCGAUCCAGUGGCCGUCCUCGGGGCGAAGCGAUUAGUUCGGGCAGCUCUAGACGAGAAAAACCAUUUCGACACGGUUCUAUUGCGUGAAGGCUACGCUCAAGCAGAACGGUUUGCUAGUGGUCGACCCAGAAAGCAGUUUGAGAGAAUCGCGAAGAAGGAGAUAAAGCACAAGCUGUGA